CAGAGAGUUUCAAACUAGCCGCCAAUGGCGACGAGAGCAGCUUUACUUGCCGUUCUAUCAGCUUCACCACCACCUCGCAUGAUCAGAGUCAAAGCCUCAACCUUUUCUUCUUCAAGUCUCCAAUUCCAGAGACAUAGUAGAAUAGCUCGGUGCUUCUCGUCUGACACUAACCCCUCUCUUCUUCAGCCCCCGGAUGUAUCUCGUCUAGCUGAGACAGCGAGAAUCUCUCUCUCUCCUUCCGAGAUUGAGGGUUGUGGAGCUAAGAUUCGUCAAGUUAUUGACUGGUUUGGUCAGCUUCAACAAGUUGAUGUUAACAGUGUGGAACCAGCGAUUAGAGCAGAAAUGGAAGGUGGAAAUUUGCGAGAGGAUGCUCCAGAAACAUUUGACAACAGGGAAAGUAUAAGAGCUUCGAUUCCAAGCUUUGAUGAGCUUCUUCGGAUUUUGUGGCUGAAGAGAUUCAAUUCAGUUCUGGUUCUUCUUCCAUCAUCUUGUCUUGUUAGCCGUUUUAACACCUCUGUUAAGGCCUGA
Messenger RNA from Eruca vesicaria subsp. sativa (arugula), 528 nucleotides. The record is from the annotation of a GenBank genome assembly. Lineage: Eukaryota; Viridiplantae; Streptophyta; Magnoliopsida; Brassicales; Brassicaceae.